Molecule: messenger RNA, 1282 nt
Organism: Pogonomyrmex barbatus (red harvester ant)
Lineage: Eukaryota; Metazoa; Arthropoda; Insecta; Hymenoptera; Formicidae
Gene: BORCS5
Product: BLOC-1 related complex subunit 5
Biological process (GO): organelle transport along microtubule; lysosome localization; positive regulation of anterograde synaptic vesicle transport
Cellular component (GO): BORC complex; cytoplasmic side of lysosomal membrane; synaptic vesicle membrane
Source: RefSeq, a predicted model, not a curated record
UUCCAAUCAAGACUAUGGCGACGCUUACUGUCACGUGUUCGCAAAUCUCACAAACCGCGGAAUGGUUUACCUUGGCUGCAUUCACUGCUGUACUGAAAAUCUACAAUAUACGUGACCCGAACUAUAUAUUUUCAGCAGUGAAUAUCGGAAUGUAGCUUGUCUUCUUACAUCAUGAUCAAAAUUAGAUUGCAGCCGUAUGCUUGGUCGUUGUUGGAUCAUCAUUGGACCAAAGAGAAAAAAAAGAAGUAGCAGCCGUAGUUUUUCUUAGGCUACUUUCUAUUUCAAAUAUCUCUAUUUUUUUCAUUUGAAAAGAUAUUUUUCAUUUAUAGCAAGUAGAAUAAAUCUAAAAUGGGAUCUGAACAAAGCUCUCAAAGUGGCAGCCAAAAUACCAGUAGUGGAAGAACAAGGACGAAUCAACUUAGACGCGGCAAAAGUGUUCCAAAUCGUGAGAGAAUGCCAGAAGACACUCCGCCAAGAUGUAUCAGUCCUGGUGCCAGUAUUUGUUCUGAUUCUGACCUUCCAUAUAUUUCUUAUACAGUGAAUCGACCCAUUGGAGAUUCACCAAAGAUGACUAAUAAACAAUCGCAGCUCUAUAGAGGGAAAAGUAUUGGAACUACUGAUAUUUCAAGAUGUAAAAAUAGUUUGGGAUCUACAAAUCAUAGUCACAGGAAAAUUAAUAUAUCGGACAAGACGCAUAAUAUUGUGGUGGUAAAACCAGCUCAAACAGACCCUACAACAGAUAAGGAUCCUGAUAUAGUGAAACUACAAAGCAUCCCGAUGUUUCUACCAAUCAUGCGCGGCACGUUGAAUUUACCACCAGGUGUACGUGAUCCAGAAGUCUUGGAGAGGCUUGAUCCUGUUGGUCUGUUCAAUUUGUGUGCGCGUUAUCAACAUCAUCUGAAUACAAAUGCACAAAUAAUAGCAGUAGAGCAGGCCACUCUAUGUAUUAAUAUGGAAAUAGAAUUUGGUAAAAUAUUGAAUUUUGCUGUGGAUCGGCAAAAAAAAUUUACCAAAUUCACAGAACAAUUGAACAAAGUGCAUGAACUCAGCCAUCAAUUAACUAGAUGCCAUUCGCUUCUCAAUCAAACCCUUGAGAGUCUUGAAACACUCAACAAUUUCUUACCAAUAGAAGAAAGACUUGAGCCUUUUGUUUGGACUACAGGUUAAAUGUAUUUAAAUAUGUAAAAUUGAAAUAUGAUGAAUUCAAAUCAUUCAUUUAGCAAAGAAAACUUGUAUAAUUUGUAUCUUUCCAGAAAAACUGAUUAAAAAGUUCAAAAAAUAG